CAUCAAGCUUUAGUGAAUUAUCGAGACUGUUUAACUGAGCCGUUGACUCACCAAAACUCACGGUAACAUUUUUACACUAAGAUAUGUUAGUCUCGACACACUUAUAAUAUAGUCACACAAGAAAAAGUCAAUAGAGGAAUCAGUAGUAACGGUCCUAACGGCUCAUUUUCACAACGAUAACUGAAAUACUCGCUUAUUUGAAGAUGUGUAACUAAACUAAAGACGACAAACGACCAUGAACUGAUUAAAUACUUAAAACACCAAAGUUUAUAUCGAAAAAACCCAUAAAUUUGUACUUUAAUAGCGAUACUUUGUCGCCAUCUGCUGCUUCUGUGCGUACAUUGCGUAACACGGUUUGUCUCGUACAAAGAAGCUGCAUGCUGAUUGGUUCGUCCCCCUUUCCAUGAUGCCUUCCUUGCUAUCGGAAAUAUGAAUGGUACAACUUGAACGCGCCAUAACAGAGGCAUAAAAUCCAAAUUCUAGAUAGUGUGGUUGAGGUUUCCCGAUAUAUAUGUGGUAUGUGAUAUUUGGUGGUUGUAAAACAGUCAUUUAAUUUGAGGUUGUUUUUUGUUCGUGUAUGUUUGUUUGUUUGUUUUUUUGUCUUUGUCUUUGCAAUUGUAUAUCAGACACUUACAAAUUGAUCGGCACGAUUUUACACAGGCUUGCCAAUACAAUAAUUUAACAUAUAUUUAUUUAAUUGUGGAAUUUAAUCAGAAACCGUAGAAAUAGUAUUUAAUUCGAUGCGUAUAGAUGAGAAUUCACAGGUGUGUUCACAGUUUCCAACCGUCGAGUUUGAGUUUAUUCUAGCACAUGAACGCAGCAUCGGUAUUGAUUAUUGCACUUCCCAUCAAGCAUCUCCACACGACACAGGGGCUCAGCGGCGUCAGUAACAGUGUUUGAAUGUCGGUGAGUGAGUGAGAAGCGGCAGCAGCAGUCAACAUGACCAUCAGAAACACUCUUCGUGAUCACGGACAGAGGUAUCGACCUCGAAUGGCUUGUCUCAAAAAGGUAGGCUUUCCUUUUCCAUCAGAGAUGCUGGUCACAGCCGUGCACAGGUUUGUGGACAAUACCUGCAGACGCACCUACUGAUAGGUCAGUUAUAUGGGGUUUCCAAGCUAAAUGGUUUGGAUGUUUGCUAUCUCACGAAUCUAACUUCCAAUGGCAUUUUAAUAGACACUGCAUUUCAUUCAAUCCUGGUUUAUUUAUGUUUCAAUAAUUAAUUUGGUUAGAUAUUUGCAAAAAAUAACAAACUGUGCAGGUAAUAUUAGGACCAAACAACAGUUUCAUGCAAACCUCUUGAAAAUGCAACAUGCAUUCAGAUCUGUGAAUUACCAAACAAGCUCACAUUUACAAAUAAAUGCAAAGUAAGUCACCGACACACCUGUAAUCAGUUGUCAUAUUGAUUUUAUUGCAGGCUGUCAAACUAAAAGUUAGAUUCUGUUUUGCUGCAACCUUUCUACGGUGAUAAUAAGGUCGUUCUGUUUAAUAAGCAUUAAGCCUGGAUCAGUAUCAGUGUGUCCAACCAUACCAACCAGUCGCUGCAGCCAAGUUAAUCCAGACACUGUGUAUUGCAAACAACAGAACAGGACCUGAUUAGUCAUCUAAUUUAGAUUUAAUCACUGAGAGGUAACUAAGAAACAUUACACAGGAAGUAACUGAGACAAUAGCCCCAUUAUUUAUAAAAAUCACAGAAUCUGUUCUCAGAUAUAGAUGCUUAAAGUCCCACUUUCCAAGGGAAUUCUCUCAGAGAGUCAAUUUCCAGAAGAACUCCAUGUUAUGGUCCAUGAAAGCCCACUUUGGUCCGUCUCAGCCUGGAGCUUAUGGCCUCUCCAGGUUGACUUCAAAGCACAAAGCCACUUCAAACAGGCCCGGGAGUCAUCUGCGCACACAGGUCGCCAUUCCCCUCACACACACACACACACACACAAACUGAAUUAAUGCCCUUUCUUGCUUCCCAGAGCACACCUGAGCAGAGCACUGGAUCUGCUGUGGGGGCUGUGGGAUUAGAUGGUAUGAUAACUAAAAAAAAACAGUUUACAGGGCUGUGACUCACCACACACCACCCACACGAGCUGAACAAAAGCUGAGAGAUCAGGGCAUAACACAAACGAUUCAUGUAACCUGUUACCUUUCACAAACGCGGUAUUCAAGCUGGAUUUAAUGUAGUUCUGACCUGUGAAAGCUGAACUCUUAAUGUCUAACAUUAUCAAAUGGGAGAUAUUAAUUACAAGGUUUGAUAGGGAGCCUUAAUUAUCCACACUUUGUCUCAUACUGUCAGCUCUUAGGGAAGUUAUUAAUUAUUCUUCGCCAUUUUUCUCUGUCAUCGUGCUCAGAGCUAAAACGCUAACAAUGAUGUACAUGAGAAUCUUAGUUAAAAGCAGAUUGAAGGUUUAUGUUAUCAAUUAAAUUCUUCCAGAUUUUUCAACAAACUAUCAAAAAUGUAAAAGAAAGUGUGGUCAUAAUUCAAGUUGAAGGUAUAUUUGCUGACCCUUUAGCUUAGACCAGAGCAUGUCCUGUGUCAGCACAGCCAUAAACAACAUUAAAAGCUAGUUUUAAAUGUCCUAAUUUUAGACGCUACAAAUAGAAAACACAGCCAAUUUAUUAAAUGAAAUUAUGUUAUGUUAGCUUGAAACUAAUACCUGGUUGACUUAAAAACUAGCUUACAUGCAAGCGAGUCUUCCUGUUUGCGAUUUUUUUUUCUGUAGGUUGGUAGGGGAAGGUCCCGCCCUCCUUCGCCUCUGAUUGGCUAGAUGUGCUGGGCUCUGAUUGGUUAUUCCUGAUGGCUAUGAAACGUCAUCAGUAAGGGUUAGGGUUAGGAGAUUCAGAAGUACGAUAAUGUUCUGUUGCUGUACAGAGCCGACAGCCUGCAUUUUGGUUGAGCAUGUGAUGACGUUUCCAGCUUUUCUUUGCUUAGCUGGUGCCUAAACAUAGCUAACUUUACAAAAUGAUAGUUUGGAGCAAAGAACUUGCAAGAGUUUAGCUUGUGAAAUGUUAGCAUAUUAUGUUUCCAAGCUAGCAAUUACUGGAGAGUUUGUAUUAGUUUUUAAUCAUAAUUUGUAAUGGAAAUAUAGGUUAAAUUGCACAAUUUGAUGUGUCAGAGUUUGCUCAGCUAAGCUAAUUAGCCUUAAAUUCUUUGCAAACACAAUGCUAACUUAAAAACAACUAGCCAUUGAACCUGCUAGCUAACUGUAAGUGUAAGCUACAAUAUACCAGAAUUGGCUGUGCUGGUGCUACCUGUCAACUUUAAAGGUAACAAAGUGAAAACUCUUAGCUAACGGAAGAACUAACUAGCUACUUGUUAGCUAAUAUAAUGUUAGCUUUUGUAAUGUUGUCAAGUAGCAAAGGAAAAAAAAAAAACAAGCUUACACUUACUUUUCAGAGUGAUGUUAGCUUCCAAAUUUGUUGUUGUCCAAAAACAACUAAGCACGAUAUUGGCUUCAAUUUCUAAAUCGCAAAACAAAAUGUUAGCUUUGAAUAAAUUGCUAGCUAAUAGAGACUACUCGGUUAUGUAACUACAGUUAUGCUAGCUCAGAUAGUGUGAUUAGUCACUGAUUUUUUUACUUGAAGUUAAAAUGAGUGUGAUUGUCAAGUUGCCUUAUUGUAAUGCUAAAUUGCACUGUAAAAGUUAACAAUCUGUUAGAUCGCUUUGUUAGUUGUCUACAACCUUUAAAGGUGGGGUAGGCAGGAUCUGAGGAAGCGCCAGUUUUUGGGAGAAAUCUUGAAUGUAAACUCUACCCCAGCCGUGGCCAGAGGAGGAUUCAGACAAUUUUCUGUACUUUCUGGUUGGUUUCUACGGUCUGAUAUUGUAGCACGCUAACUUUGUCUGGGCUUGUGAACGUUAUUCGAGGACGAGGACAUGGACGAAGGACGAAGGACAACCAAUCAGGAUGGGGGAGGCGGAGAAUGGCUUGGUUUACAGUCAGAAAGAGCGGGCCGCUCAAAAAAUUUAAAAAUGUUGACUACAUGGGCAUAAGAGAACGCAGCGAUAUCGUUAUUUUACCGAAUUUCAUCAAUAACUAAAAGCUAUUGGCUGAUAUUAAAAGCUUUUUUUCUAAAUACAUUGCAAAAAAAAAAAGAUGCUUCUUUAAGGGAAUCCUGCUUACCCCACCUUUAACCUUUUUUUUUUUUCUCAACCUCAAACUCUUUUUUGAUAAGUAAUCAUGAUAGUAAUCUGUCAGCAUUGCCCCUGAUAAAUCCUUACUAAGAAACCUGUAGUCAAAGCAAUCUCUUGGUAUCGCCAUGAACCAUUUCUUCUCUAGGCGGAGAAGGUGGUGCUGGAGAUGCAGGACCCCAAAACAGGAGUGAAGUCACAGCCACAGAGACUUGUUAUCACAACGAUACCACACGCUAUCACUGGUAAUCACACACACACACACACAUAUAGAGUGGUACACACUUGAUGUAAUUCAGUCAGUUGUUGAGUGAUUGUACCCGCAUAGUCUCGGUGGAAGAUACCCGAGCUCUGGUAUCCUCGAACUCAAGAGCUACAGAUUAAAUCUCCAUGACAACACCCGCCGUCUUGAAAUCACAGAGAGAGAAAAGUAGGAGGUGAGGGAGGAAGAGGAGGGAGAGGAGGAAGAUUGAGGGGGUGAGGAGAGGAAAAGAGCAAGAAACAGAAGCAUGAACAGAAGGAAAAACAAGACCGAGAAAAGUGAGUGAGAAAGGAGGGGGAGGAGGAGGAGGAGGAGGAGAGGAAACCCAGACUGUUUCGUCAUUUCUGAGCUCUGAAUCCAGGCAGGUUAAAACAGCUGAAUGAAUCAGACUGAGCAAACAUGCAUGCUGCUUCUUCUCUUCCCUCUCCUUCCUCUCCUUUCCUCUCUCCUAACAUGAGCUGUAUAUCCUGUCGGCUGUUAAAGCUGACUUUGUGUUAGAGGAUGUACACACCUGCCUAUUUACGCACCCACACACACACUUGCUCUCUUUUCUCCAGUAAGUGGCGAUGCAUGUUUUGUCAGCUCUGCCUCAUCAUCUCUAUCUUUUCUCCUCAGGUGAAGACAUAAUUGCUUGGUUAGCCAAUAGAUUUCAAAUAGACGCUCAAGGUGAGAAAUGAGUCAGCUAAUGUUGUUCAUAAGGCAUGAAAAAUACGUCAGCUAAAAGGCUUUAAAAAUCUUUUUUUUUGUCCUUUUUGAUGUAAUUAAUGGAUAUAAACUUUCCUUUUAAAGUGAUUAUCAGUAAUACUGUCUCUCAGGCUUGUUAAAUCUCUGUUUGUUAUUUAGAGGCGAGGAAUUUUGGCUCCAUGCUGGCGGCGUUAGGAUACAUCUACCCCAUUCAAGACCACAAACGCUUAGUGAUAAAACCAGAUGCCUCCCUCUAUCGCUUCCAGGUAAACACAUUUUAAAACCUCAGCCAAAACAACAGACACUAGAAGCUGUUUUGGAAAGUACUAACCAUGCUGCACAGAAGAAAAGAUAUUUUGGGGCUGACUUUAAAGAGGCUUAAUUUUUUCCUCCGCUCGUCGAGCUUUAGAGCCGAGUUAUUAAUGAGUGGGCUUUGUGUUUGUUUUUAUUACCCAAAAAUGGACUUGAGGAGGAUAGUCUGGGUAUCAAAAUAUUAUAAAAUUAAGCUUUUCAAUUUCAAUGAGGCAGGAAAAGUUAUUCAGUGAGUAAGAUAGAUCAAAAGGAAAAAAUAAGAUUUUUAAAAAUUUUAGGCAAACUCUUGUUUUUGUUAUUAAAGCUACAAUGAGGAAUUUUCAGCCUGUGUUGACUUUGGCGCCCCUUGUGGUUAAAAAGGAUGCACUGUACCUCAUUUUCAAUUAUGUCCCAUAUACCAAUGUUAGAAGUGCUUUCUGACAAAUACCCCAGCUUGUUUCUUUGACUGUUAAAUGUCUCUUAAUUGUCGGCAUUUGCAGCAGAAGAAGUAAAAUAGGUUUGUGUCUUUGCCUGUGUUUGCAGUUACAUGUUUUUUUAUGCCGGAAUAUCCCUUUAAUGGUGAUGUUUCUUUAUCUGCUACAAAAGCAAAUAAGAUUUUUAAUUAAGUUAUUUUUUCAAACAUGUAACCACAAACACAGGCAAAGAAACAAACCUAUUUUACUUCACAUUUCACAUUUUUUAAACAUUUUCAGUCCUCUUAAAAGUAAGUUAAGUUUCUUUGUUAAAAUCAAAGAAUUAUAUUAAACAUGUCAUUGAACUGGAUGCAGUUAGAUUUUAAUAUGAGAGCAGAAUUAGUAUCUGCAGAAACUGAAGUUAACAUGCAGUAAUUGUGUUCCUCAGUCUAUCAGAGCUUGAUCUUGAUAAAAAUGCUAAUUAGCCCGUAAUGCUCUGUAAUUAUAUUGACUUACUUAAUGAAGCCUGCCAAUUAGUAACCAUGGAGCUCCUUUAACACACUUGACAAACAAAGACUUGUCCCUUUGAAAUUUUCAAGGCUGUCCCUCUUGAAUUGAGCCCACAUUAGCUAUAAACGGAUAAUUGAAGCUACAGUUAGCAUAUUUUUUUAUUAUUGAUUAAUCUGUUUGUCGUUUUUGACUAAUAGGUUGAAUUUACAUCCCAUUUGUUUUUUCCAGACUCCGUAUUUCUGGCCCACACAGCAGUGGCCUGUUGAAGAUACUGACUAUGGUGAGCAGACAGAGUUGCUUAAAUUUUCUAGACGCUCCUGUCCGUCAGUUAACCCUCAUUUUUGUCUCGUAUUAAAGCGAUCUACCUGGCCAAAAGAAACAUCCGUAAGAAAGGACUCCUGGAGCUGCAUGAGCAGGUGAGAACAACUCUGACACACCUGUGAUCAAGACGCUUAGAGUGCUGGCAUUUCCUCAGCUGUUAUUUCAUGUCCCCAGGAGCAGUAUAAUCGUCUUCACAAGUGGAUGAAUCACAAAUGGGAUUUCAUCGUGAUGCAAGCAAAAGAACAGUACAGGUGGGUGUGAAAUAAAACACAAAGUCGAAUCUAAGAUCCCGGAGGUGUUACGAUGCUGUUUGUGUGAUUUUUUAGAGCUGCAAAGGAGAGGAGGAAACCAGACCGUGUGGUGUUUGAGUGCCAGGAGAGAGCCUACUGGGUGGUUCAUAGACCUCCGGUGAGAAUACACACACAUAAACGCUCAAACAAACACACACAUAGAUCGUAAUCAGAGUUUAAGCACACACUCAAGAUGUAGCUUCAUGUAUUUAUAAGUGAACUGACAGCAGACUGAGAGGUCUGAAAAUAAAUUGCACUCCACCUCUUUACUUCCCAGGGUAUCUAAUUAUCUCCACCCAUGAUGCCUCAUUAGCCUCUCAUGUCCAGUCAGAAGAAAAGGGCACGGCUGAUUAAUAUUUCACACUGCGUAGGAGAAAGUAGCGCUGUGAUUUUCACGUUACGCUCAGGGGAUUGAGAGUCUUAAAUUCUCACUCUGUGUCCUGAGGAAUUACUGCUCCCAAGACAUCCAGAAUCCCUGAGGGGUCGGGGUUCACCGUGUGUCUUUUGGUUUGUAUGAAUUUUAAUCCCUUUAAGUAGGAAAGGGAAUUAAUCCACUGAUACAUUAAUAAAGGGUAAGGUCUCUCCUGUCUCAUUACAUGAACACAACACUGCUCGGUUAUACAGCAUUUCAUCGUUAUUGCACUAAAGCAUAGACUGCAAAGGAAUGUAUGGCAGCCCAGAAGUGCAAAAAAUUAAAAAUUAAAAACAAAAUAAAGCACAGACUGCAAAUGAAUGUAUGGUGGCCCAAAAAUGCAAAAAUAAAUAAAUGAUAAUAAUAAUAAAAACACCAAAAGCACAGACUGCAAAGGAAUGUAUGGUGGCCCAAAAGUGCAAAAAUAAAAAUAAAUAAAUAAAAAACAAAUACACACUAAAGCAUAGACUGCAAAGGAAUGUAUGGUGGCCCAAAAGUGCAAAAAAUAAAAAAUUAAAAACACGAUAAAGCACACACUGCAAAGGAAUGUAUGGUGGCCCAGAAGUGAAAAAAAAAAAUUUAAAAACCCAAUAAGAUAUUGUAAAAGUAGGAAAAGGGAAUUAAUCCACUGAUACAUUAAUAAAGGGUAAGGUCUCUCCUGUCUCAUUACAUGAACACAACACUGCUCGGUUAUACAGCAUUUCAUCGUUAUUGCACUAAAGCAUAGACUGCAAAGGAAUGUAUGGCAGCCCAAAAGUGCAAAAAAUAAAAAGUAAAAAAAAAAAAUAAAGCACAGACUGCAAAUGAAUGUAUGGUGGCCCAAAAAUGCAAAAAUAAAUAAAUGAUAAUAAUAAUAAAAACACCAAAAGCACAGACUGCAAAGGAAUGUAUGGUGGCCCAAAAGUGCAAAAAUAAAAAUAAAUAAAUAAAAAACAAAUACACACUAAAGCAUAGACUGCAAAGGAAUGUAUGGUGGCCCAAAAGUGCAAAAAAUAAAAAAUAAAAACACGAUAAAGCACACACUGCAAAGGAAUGUAUGGUGGCCCAGAAGUGAAAAAAAAAAAAUUUAAAAACCCAAUAAGAUAUUGUAAAAAAGAUUACAAAUCACGACAAAAAAAUCAAGAAACUCAAUCAAUAAAAAAUUAUAAAUAACAACAAAUUCAAUAGUCAAAUAUAUAUUUAUGUAUAUUUUUAUGUUUUAUGCUUUGUCUCCUUGCCUUGUGAUUUGUUUUUGUGCCAUGCUGUUUUUCAUGAUUUGUUGCCAUGUUUUUGAUUUAUUCUUGAUUUGUUCUAGCUGUGUUGUUGUGUUUUAUGUACACAAAAAGGUAUGUAUGGUUAUAAAUGAUUGUGCAUUUUUAAAGACAGUGGGAAUCAAAGGCUCCACUGAAAAGAGAAUACUUCGCUGAAUUUGCGCCUUGAAUCAAAUGAAAACACUCUUUACACAUGACUCGUCAGCUUGUUGUCCAGAUGGUUCGGGAAAAGUGUGACACAUUAGCGGCCUACGAUUAGCAUUACAAAACAGCCAUCUGCUUUCAUCAGCAGUCCUUUGGUAAACACACAUUGUGAUAUUUGUUUUGUUUUUGUUGACAUGCUAUUCUAUGUGAAGCCAGGGACGGUGAGCGGUAUGGACUAUGGACUGGAUCGACGCAUAGAUCCUAAUGCAGAGGAGGUAACAGGUGAGUCUGUCUGACCUCUAUGGACAUAAACCCUGUCGAUCAGCUUAUAUAUAAGAGGGCUUAAUUCAUGCAUGUAGGUGCAGUAUAGGCUGCUUAUCUUCUCUUCUUUUCCUGUCUGCUGUGUCACAAUCUAACUCACCUUUACUAACAUUAAACCUUUCUUUUCUUGUCUCUGUUCUUCUUUUCUACAGGAAUUUCCUAUGACCUUCUUCUCUGUGCUUUUAAACUAGUCACAGACACCAACACACCCCCACAUUUUUACCUGACAUAUAACCUUUAGUUAAACGAAACAUCUUUACAAAUCUUUCCAAGCUUUACUGCACAUAUCAGGAAGUUGUAUUAAGCGUUUUGAACCUACAGAGGGCGCUGUUUACAUCUUACAGUUUUCAUAUGUUUACUGCAUUGCUUCACAACAUUGCUGCACUCAGACCUUGGUUAGGACUCUAUGCCUCCAAACAUCAGCUUACAAACAUGCUGUGCUCUGCAAAGAUGGUAAACACAAAGACAGGGUCUCCUUUGUCAACAUAAAUGUUUUUGAUUAUUGAUUUUGUUCUUCCUCAGGUUAAAACUCCUGACUUCUACGAGAAAGUAGUGAGUGAAUUUUCAUUCUUCACCUAUUUUCUGACUCUCCCCUCAUUUUUCCUCAUAUUUUGAAUCGUCUUUAUCCAUUAACAGUCUUUCAUUAAGAUGUUUUUAAAGCUGUCGCCUCUCCUCUGCUCUCUGUAGAUGAUUUUUACCCAGCAGUCCAUUAUGAGGCCCAGAGUGAAGUCAUCGGUGUCCCUUGGCGCGUAAGCUCCUCUAUAUUUCCUCUCUGCUUGAAUGAGCCUCAAAUCAUCAUGGCUUUAAAUCAUGUAAAAACACGCCAUGGUUUAAAGUCACGUGAUGGAAACACAACCUAAAUUAUGUAUCAAUAAUCCUGAAUAUGGGAAAACUUUUCAACUUUUGCCACAGUGUCAACAGGAAGAGCUAAAAUUUACCAAACUCUUGAUUUAAUAUGUGUGAUCAAGUUGCCCCUGGUGUUACCUUACCUUGAGCUUUAGAUAUGAAGUGCUUUUCCAGAUCAGAUUUUCUUCCUCUCUUCUUGCAGGUUAGUGAAGUACUGUGCCACCUACAACAGCCACGACCCGUUCCUCUCCAAGUGUCUACCCAGCAACCCCUGGCUCACCGACGAUGUCACCUACUGGACCCUGAACAUGCCCAAGUGAGUCGGCCGAGGAUGAGACGUGAUUUAUGUUUUAUUUAUUCAGAUUUGAUCGAGGUCGGGGUGUUGAAUUGAAUUUGACGCACUUUUUCCUUUGCGGUUAUCUGUGUGUGUCAGUGUGGAAACACCGACUAAGAAGCGCGUGGAGAGGUGGACGUUCAGUUUUGGGGAGCUGCUGUCAGACCAACGAGGGCGAAACGACUUCAGACUCUUUUUGAAGAAGGAAUUCAGCGGUAUGGUUGCACUUGAGGUUUUUGGGUAACACUUUACAAUAACCAUAACUUAUCAAUGGUAAAUAGAUAGUUUAUUAAUGUUUAAUCAUCAUUUAUAAUUAGCAUAUAGACCAUUAAUAAAUAGUAAAUGACCCUAACUUUACAAUAACCAUCUGAGUAAUGCUUAUAGAUAGUUUAUAAACCACUUAUUAACCAUUUACAAAGUGCUACUGACACACAUUUUAAUCUGUAUGUUUUACAACCAACAUUUAAACCCUAUUUAAACCUUUAAUAAUUAAAGAAAAUUAUUAAUAAUAAUUUCAUUGCAUGUUAAUGCUAAAGUAACUAUUAACUUACAUUAAUAAACUAUCUAUUUGCCAUUUAAAAUUGGUCUAUAUGCUGUUUUUAAAUGAGGAUUAAACAUUAAUUAACUAUCUAUUUACCAUUUAUAAAUUAUGGUAAUCGUAAAGUGUUACCGGUUUUUGUUUUAGAUGCAGCUAUAAAGGUUUAUUUGUUUUUAAUCAUUGUCGUUUUGAUUCUGGUCCAUCUCAGGUGAGAACUUGGCGUUCUGGGAAAGUUGUGAAGAUCUGAAGUGGGGCACUGCUGGGACUGUGAGAGAGAAAGCAGAGCAGAUCUACAAGUAAUGUCUGAAUCAGAGUGCAUUUCUGUGCCGAUUUGAAGAGUUUUCAAGUGUUCAUCACGCUUCAUGAAUCAUAUCUGGAACAUUUCAUUUCAAAACAGCACCUGAGCGGCCAAAAUAGACUCCACUAAUGAUCAAUUCCCUCUUCUGUUUCUGACUCCAGGACAUUCCUGGCUCGUGGUGCUCCUCGCUGGAUCAACAUCGAUGGGAAAACGAUGGAAAUCACAGUGAAAGGCCUGAAACACCCACACAGAUACGUGCUGGAUGCAGCCCAAACUCACAUCUACAUGCUCAUGAAGAAGGUCAGUAAACACUCUCACAGGUGGCCUCAGCCAGGAGAUGACAACCAUCAGAAACCUCUGAGUUUGUGUGUCUUCUACAGGACUCGUAUGGUCGCUACUUGAAGUCUCCAGUGUUUAAGGAGACAGUGAAGAGGGCGAUCUGUCCUGAGGAGCACAAGUUCAGGUAAUUCAGACAGUCAGACAAAACCGUCAAAUCACAUCAGAUAAGAAGGUUAAAGAUGCAUCUGAUUACUUUAAGUGACACUGGUUUGGAAGAAAAGAACGACUUUGUUUGUUUGACCUGCUCUUUCCUCCAUCAGUCAAGCCCAGCUGGAGCAGAAUGCGAGAAACAGACGGCCCAGCGUCAGCCCCAUCGUCCUCCGCCAGCAGGAGCUGGAGCAGAAGGCCAAGAUGGCCGCCAGUGUUGACAUCACACAGGUCAUGAGCAAACUCAGCAAGCAAAGCAAGGAGGCUCCUCCUCCUCCUCCUUCUCCUCGCCACCCUACGAGGAAAUAAACACGAUCCUCAGUUACUACUUAUCUUAUGUUAAUGUCCCUUUAGUUUGAAUCUAAAUCUGCUAAAGCAAAUAAUUAUUUUACUUCAACGUAGAGAGUUUAUUUAAUCAGCUAAAUGUAAAAACAAGUAACUGAUUUGCAGCUUUAAAGGGAUAUUCCGGCGUAAAAUUGAGUUAGGAUCAAACACACCGUAACACAGAGUUACCAACUUUAGUAAUGACCACACGAUAGCAAUACAGAGAGCCACAUGCUCAACCAAAACGCCACUCUAUAGCCACAAAUAAUGCUCAGAACAGCACCUAACUUCAUCAACAGGACAUAUAGGGUCCCAGCUAUAGUGAUAGCCACCAAGCAUCUUUUUAACUUUGCCUGAUUUCUUUAGUAAAGUGAUUAAACAUUGACUAUUGUCCAUCAAAUGCAGCAGAGUUUCGCAGCUCAAGGAAGAACAUUUAUGAUCAUUUAUUCAUAGAAAUGCAAUCAGACCGAGACGCUAAGGCAGAAGAACUACCACGUCUGCAGAGCAAAGUGAUUAAUAUGGUGAUUAUUACUUCAAGGAAAUGAUAAAGAAAUGAUCUUAAAUGUUCUUCCUUGAGCUGCGUCACCCCGCUGUAGUCGAUGGACUCGCCCAGAGGUCUCUUGCUACAAACAAGCGGCUGCUGGAAGAGAGUAAGUGAGUUGUGUUUAGUCUCUUUGCUAAAGAAAUCAGCCAAAGUUAAUAAGAUGUUUGGUGGCUAGUACUAUGUCUGUGACCCUAUAUGUCCUGUUGAUGAAGUUAGGUGCUGUUCUGAGCAUUAUUUGUGGCUAUAGAGAGGUGUUUUAGUUGAGCAUGUGGCUCUCUGUAUUACUAUCUGAUCCUAAAUUAAUUUUACGCCGGAAUAUCCCUUUAAGGAUGAUAAUACUACAGUGUUGUUUUCUGCUUCUCUCUGCUGGUAAAAAAUGUAACUUUUGAAGGCUUUACGCUGUAGAAACAACCAAAUACAUAAAUACACAAACCCAUAGUUAGUGAGAAAAUUAUGUAGAGACUGUUUCAUAGAGUUUUAGUUACUUUAAACUUUCUCUAGUUCCAUUUUCAUUCAUACAGCCUGUGUCUGUUUUCAUGUGUUUUUCCCUCCAUUUUCACUCAUGAAGCCUCUGUACCGUUCUGUAUGUUUCCUGUCUGUCUGUAUGUCGUCAGUCAUGAACUAAUAAAACACCAACAAAUCAAAUCACCUCAUCUUUAUCUGUUUGUCCUCACUUCUCCUUCAUUCUUAACGAUCAUAUAUUAAAGUCAUCACACUGUGGGUUACUCGUUUUGGACAGGGUCAGAAAAUUAUUAAUGGAGGAUAUACGCUCACAUGUUUUCGAUCAUUCUGUACUCUUAACCUAACUUGUGCCUGUUGACCUUUGACCUCACAGCUCUGCCGCUUUACCACCCCUGUCCCCCACCUCGCUGUCUACUCCGGCAUCACCGACUUCCCCUCCUCCAACGCCUCGCCCUCUCUUCCUUUUGUUACCAACACCCCAGUUUGUCCGUCCCCCAUCAGCCUAGCUUUGGACAGCACGUCCGUGUCUGAGCGGCGAGCAGAGCCCGGUGAAGUCGGGGGAGAGGGAAACUCUGGAACUCGCGCCCCGGCGACGGGUCAUGUGUCCAAGUCCCGCAUGGCUCUGUCCCUGCGGCGUCUGCUGAGGCGAGGCUGCACCCCUUCCAACAUGUUUGCCAGUCUGUCACCAAAAUGCCACUCGGCUGCAGGGACGAGUAGCAGGAUCCAGCCAAUUAGCCCAGACCAGCCGAGUCAGGCUCCGCCCAGACGCAUUGGCAAGUGAGUGUCAUGAAAUGUACACAUAAAAAGUCCUGCAUGCAAAGAAAAAUAACUUAUUCUUUGGGACUGAGGUUGAAAUUUUAAGCUUGUCUUGAAUAAUGUUCAAGUACCCAUGUGUGGAGUUUGGGGCCUUCUAGUGGCCAAGCUGUGCAUUACAACCAUCAAAUGUUCACAGGACUAAUAUGACUCUACAGGGGAGUAGUGUCUUAAAAAAAAGAUUAAAGUUAUGAUAGUCCGUGUUUUGGUUACAUACAUGUGUUGAACCAGUUAAUUCCAUUAUUUGAUUAACAUUUUACCACUCAGAUUUAACUAAACUUUACAAGAAAACCUCAGAUUAAGUAGAAAUGGAAAAGUGACGAGCUUCCAAAAUGAUCUUCGAAAACUUUGCUGGAGGCAGAUCUUCAUUAAUCUAUUGCUGCGUUACAGUUAUCUCGGUAGUCAGAUGUUGCAGCUGGGAAUGACGCUACACCCGAGUUGACAGUGUUCCAGUUAACAAGUCUGUAAACAAGAUGGACACCUACAGUUACCUGUUGUUAGCUGCUGUUAAAAAUUGUCAGCUGACGUUGGCCGUUGUCAGCGGUUGUUAGUUGUUGUUUGCUAUGCCAGUUGUAAACAACGCACAACACAGUUUUGCUAUAUGCUGCUAUGUGUUUACAAACACCAUAGCACCGUGUUCACAUUUAGACGUUGGGCAGCACAACAUAAACCACUUAUUUAAUUUCACAAAAACAAAAUAGAGUCGGGGUUGGCUAGGAUCUUCGACUUGGAAAUCUGACUUCAGGGGGGCAUUCCAGAUGAAUUUCCAACUCAGAGCUUGGAAAUCUUGACUUCCGAGUACAACAGGAACGCAGCAAUAACUUUCUCUGUAUUGGUGCCUCUUGGUACACAGAGGUGCCCUUUUUAUUCUUUGUCCCUGCCCCUCAAACAGUUUUAGUACGUCAUGGUCAUAAUCCAUUUUUUGGUAGUAGAUCCUCCUGAUUCUCACAUACUAGUUCUUUGAGCAGAAAAAAAUGGUUACCCAUGUUUCUCACAAGUCCCCCCUCCAACAGUUUUUUCCAGAUUAAAGUGGACAUUCCUCCGGAGUGUCGGAUCUACCCCAUAGAGUCUGAAGACGAGGACGAGGAGAGCAGAGCCGCCUCUCGGGGAGGAGGAGUGGGAGCCAAAGAGAUCAUCUGCCCCUGGGAAAGCCUCACCCCACAGAAUGGGACAGGCUAAUGGGCUAAACCAAGUACAUUCACACUCAUAUGCUAAGAUGGUGUUUCCAAAUCUGUCUGUCUGAGCCAGAAAAUUUGUCCCAUGCUCUGAUAGAGAUGAAAGAUCUCAUGUAGAGCAUGAUAGGAAGAGUGUGACAGUGUGUGCACAAAGCAGUCUACAACAUAAACAUCAAACACUGCAUGAUCUAACACUAAACAGUCCAGAGAUCUGAGGAUGUGGCUCUUGAGUGACAGCAGUCUCAACUUUAACUCCUGAAAAGGUUUUGUUUCAGCUGUGGCAUGAUCUUAAUUUUAAUAAUUUCUCCUUCAUUUCAAUAAUUUCUCCAAAAUUCUGUUUAUUUUUGGCCACCUUGCUGUUUCAAAGCCACGAAUGUGAAGUAAACCCACAGUAAGUAUUCUUUUUAUAAUGUAGACUUCCUCUCAGGUUGUUAGGACUCUAAAUUUUAGAACAUAGAGUAAUUAAAUAAAAUGAGAUUAUAAAGAGCAUUUAAGUCAUGACCUUUGUUGACACAUAGAAGUUUAAUUAAACCAUAUUUUCGCAUAUUUAAUUUGACAAAAGAUAUGUAAAAAAGUGUUUGAUACUCAAAAAAAGGUAUUUUGGUGGACUAUUCCUUUAAAUAUAGCCUUACUGACACAGACCCCUUACUUAUGUGAGCUCCAGCUGAGCCGGUUGUUUACAGUGGAUGUUGCUUUCAUCAGGCCCAGCUCCACUCACAGGACAUCAGGGUGUGCAGACCUCUAAAAAGCUUUCAUAGUUAAGCUGUAGCUUUCACAGUCAAACCUCACGAAAAAGAACAGUAGCCCAGCAGCAGCAGCCUUAUCCACCUCCACACACCUGAAAUAAUGUGUUUUAUUUUUUGCCUAAGAAGUUUUACAAAGCAGACAUGUGCACACAGACUGUUUCUGAAAAAUGAGCUACGAAAGUACCCAAAUGUUUAUGUCUACUCACCAUGUUUUUGAGCUGGCAGCACCUAUUUUCUGUAUAAAUCCCAUGCAGUUUGGUGUCCUCACUACUAAAAUGCCUUCAUGAUAUUUGAGAGCAGCACUUUAACUCUUAGCUUGUGAAUGUAUGCAAGAGUUAGAGUAUUAUGGCAAGGGGUUUUUAAACAGUAAUAAUAACUUACAGCUGCAGUAACACAGUUGAGGUGUAUAUGAUCAGGAACUGUUUGUAAAUGGUCAGUAUUAGCCUGUAGCAUAAUACCAGAGUAGGUCUUUGACUUUAACAGUGUUGGAUGACUGAAUAGGUACAAAUAAUUAGGUGAUGUGUUAAUUUCUGCCUUCUAAAUAUUAGUUUUAAUAUUUUAUUGGCUUUUUAUUUUUACAUACAUCUACAUAAUGAGUGUGGCAGUAAUUGUUAACUGGUCGAUGUAAAGUGUUGUCACUGUACUGUAUAGUGUAAAUGGCAGUUAAAGGGAUAUUCCGGCGUAUUUACGGUUAAACACUGUAACACUGAGUUAGACACCCCCUUGAGGGAUACAUGUUACCGACCGCUUGCUUGUCUAGCAACAACUUUAGUAAUGACAAUAGCAAUACACAGUGGUCUAGGGAGCCAUCAACAAACCUCAACCAAAACGCCACUCUAUAACCACAAACAAUGCUCAGAACAGCACCUAACUUCAUCAACAGUACACAGAGGGUCCCAGCCAUAGUACGAGCCACCAAACAUCUUUUUAACUUUGUCUGAUUUCUUUUGCAAAGAGACUGAACACAACUCACCUACUCUCUUCAAGCAGCCGCUUGUUUGUAGUGAGACCUCAGGCCAGUCCAUUACGGAUUACAGCGGGGUGUUGCAGCUCAAGGAAGAACAUUUAUGAUCAUUACUUUAUCACUUCUUUGAAUCACCAUAAUCACCAUAUUAAUCAUUUUGUGCUGCAGACGCGGUAGUUCUUCUGCAUUAGCGUCUCGGUCUGAUUGCUUCUUCUCGGUCUUAUGGCUUCUCAGACCGCUGUGUAUUGCUAUCCUGUGGUUGUUACCAAAGUCGGUAUAACCAGGGAAGCAUUUCUCGAGGGGGUGUCUAACUCGAUGUUACGUUGUGUUUGACCCCAAUUUUGUCGAAGUUAUGCGGUUAUGCCACUUUAUUUUUGUGCCUUUAUUUUGAAGAACGCCACUCUUAUUUUAAUACUUCCUGUUACCGCAGACGCUAGACUUCCCGCUCCUGACUCAGCUAAACAGCAUGUCUACGAUACUUCAGAGUUGGUACAGUAAGCAAACAAAGUAUUUACAUUGUCGUAUCCUGUGUUGAAACUUAUGAUGGGACUUUAGAGCAGAUUUAACGAUCGCUAACAGAUACCCGGAAGUGCCGCCAGAUAACUUUAGUAACCUAGCAACAGUAACUGAAAUAGCGGUCGUUGGCGCUGCCAGUUCAAAAACAUUUUAAAGCGACACGUAAAGUUUUAAAAAAUAAAUAAAAAGAAGUAUUUUUUUUGUCAGGAAGAUUAAAUAAAUCCACAAUGGUGAAGUAAUAAUUUAAAAUUAAUGUUUACAUCACUUCUAUACAUUAGCCAAAGGACGGUUAGUUACAGGCAAUUCAGACUAGCUAACUGUGCACAUGCCUGCUUAAAUAUUGAUAAUAAUGUAUUGAUAUCGGUUACAUUAUGAUCUGUUUACAUGAUGAUAAUAAAAGUGUUUUUGUGCUGCUACAUAGACUUAGAUGCCUCAUCCACAGUGUACUUACCUCUGACUCACUUUAUGUGAAAUAGACCGAUGUGCACUUUUCAUGAAAGAAGAGUGACUGUAAUAAGAGUCAGCUGAUAGUUUUGUAUUUGGCUUUACUGUUUUUUGUACACUUUGUGUAGCAGUUGUAAACUGUACACUACUUAAAAAGAUGUAUGUUUUCUUACAUGUUGCUAUAUUGGGGGUUAUGGGGGCAGUAAAAUGUGAAUUAACUGUCAGAAUGUAUUUACCUUUAUCAUGUUUACAGAAGCAAGAAUGUGAAAUACACCUUAAAAUUUAUUGUAUUUGAUUUGUACAUUCCAUGGCUUGUGUCAAGUGCCUCAAUAAAUGACUGUCUUAACAAAAAGUUUGCCUUAAAAGUCCCCAAAGUUGGCAAGUGAUUUUUGGAAAUGACACAUAGCAAUGUGAUAACGUUGCCUGCCUGGACUAGCUCACACUGAAGUAAACUGUUAUUGUUUCUUACUGUGAAAUAUGCAUCUUUAACCAGGUAUUCCCAGGUCAGCUGAAAGAGUUUCCUCAUUUCAGUGAUGACCCUCAGUGACCACUAGAUGGCGCCACAAUAGUGACAAUGGAAUUUAAGCUCCAAUAGCAGGUGGGAAAUUAUGAUUAGUUCACUGGGCCCUGAUCAAUGCAGAGGUAAACUACAUUUGUAAUACAUUAAACAGUUUUUACAAAUUUUCUUCCCAUAAAUGUCAAUGGAUUGAGUCAAUAUUUUUCUAAGCAGGAGGAUUAGUUUCUAUGUCUAAAACAGAAACAGAUAAUUAAGAAUUUUAUCACCAAUGUUGACUUAUUAUUUCAAUACUUCUACAACUAAAAAUGAUGUUCAAGGACCAGACAACACUGUGAAAAAAGCCUUUGUGCUCAUAGACAUGAUCAUUUCUGUCAUCACACAAAGACACACACACGAAUGAAACACACACAGAGGUGAGUGAACUCAGUCCGGAGCGUAGCUUUGAUCAGCGUGUGUGUUUUUAUGUCUCUGAACAGAAGCGAGCAAUCACUGCCUCACAACACCCACACAGGGACGUCCACACAAAGUCCAUUCAUACAUUAGCUUAGCAAGGAGGACAGAAUUUAUGCACCGCUCUUAACAUUCAUCUGAGGUGUGCAUAUAUUAAAAUACAUUUGUGCGUGAGCAUCUUUUGAUGAGGCCCUCUGUGUUUUUUGUUACACCUAAACAAUCACACCCUCGCUAUAGUUUUAAUAUUUUUGCCAGAAUCAGAGUUUUUCUGCCACGUUGCUUCUGUCUGAGGACACAUUUUUAGUCCUUAUCUGUUUGCUGCCUUCAACUCUUUGAUUUCUCACUUAUCUGUGGCUGGAAUUAUUGGACCGCAAGUUGCACAGAAGAAAAAGACAUAAAUCAGCAUUUUAAGCAGGAAAUUGCAGUCAGAACUUAAAAAUAUCACAUUCUUUGACCCAGAUUGCUGCUCAGACACUUACGGAGUAUCAAAACACUUUCAAAUCAGCCCAUUGUGAAGUGAAGGAGCAGUCAGACACACGUGUCACCCUCUCUGAAGAUGAAGAGUUUUUGAUGAGAUGUUGUGUAGAAAAAAUCCUAUCAGACGAGCAAACUUAUCUCUGAACAAACUGACCUGCUUAACUGAGUAAACACAAAAGCAUAACUGAUCUAUUUGAUACUAAACUCAACCAUUACUAACCCUCUUUGUAUGUACUACAUUAUACUGUGUAGAGUGGCAGUACAGUUAAGUAUAACAGAUAUAAAGUGAAUGUACUUUAUUCACCCAGAAUCAUUUCCAUUUAACUGUUUUUGGUGAGUCUUAGUUUUACUGUUAAUGGUAUCUUACAGAAAGGCUUGCAUCAGUGACAUCAACCCCUAAAGAAACGCGCUUACAUAUAAUUUCAUGUCUGCAAGAUUAACGCAGACACAUCUUGGGUUCAUCCAGAGUCAUAUCCAUUCUGGUGAGUCUCAGUUGAUAGUGAAAAUUAGUAACUACAGCAGAGACCAUAUGUUUAAAUUAGUUUCAAAGAUGCUCCUCCAGAAAUGUAAGCAAAAUUAACGCCAUGGUAACCUGGUCCACCCUGGGUAUUACCCAUUUAUCUGUUCCCAGUGAGUCUCAGUUUCACUCUAACCGGCAAAAACCUUAGCUCUGGCUUUCAUCAGGGAAACAAUCUCUUGAAGAAUCCCAUUUUCAUGUGAUUUCAAUUCUCCAAAAUAACCACAGUCAUAUUUCAGUCCAACUGGUGUAGCAAUCACUCAUCUGUUUCUAAUAAGUCUCAGUUUCAGGGUAAAAGUAACCCAUUUAUCUGUUCCCAGUGAGUCUCAGUUUCACUGUAACUGGCAAAAAUUUUAACUCUGGCUUUCAUUAGUGAAACAAUCUCUUGAAGAUUCCUAUUUUUAUGUUAUUUCAUACCUCCAAAAUAACCACAAUCAUAUCUCAGACCACCUGGUGUAGAAACUACAAAUCUGUUUCUAAUGAGUCUCAGUUUCAGGGUAAAAGUAACCCAUUUAUCUCUUCCCGGUGAGUCUAAGUUUCACUGUAACUGGCAAGAUUUUUAACUCUGGCUUUCAUCAGUGAAAUGUCCCUAAAAGAAACCUAUUUUUAUGUGAUUUUAUAUCUCCAUCUGGUGUAGCAAUCACUCACUGUUUCUAAUGAGUCUCAGUUUCAGGGUAAAAGUAAUUUUACAAAGGCUUGAUUCAUGGUAACAUCAGCGAUAUGAACCCUUCAAAUAACUAUUUAUACAUAGCUAUUCAAAAUAAUUAAUGAAUCAAGUUUAUUUAAGUAAGAGUAUAAGCUUUUUGUAUAAAUUGAGGUCGAUAUCAAGAGGAUCUACAGCGUGUUUGUUAAUUAGAGGAUAAAACCAAAUAAAUGUGACCUUUAAACAAUGUUAUCAUCUUCCCUGCUGCCCCUUAAUGUUCCUUUGUCGCUUUAACUUCAGCAUCUUCAUUUGUGCUGACUUGAAGGAGAAACUGGACAAGGGUGGAGACAAAAACAAAGCCAUGGACAUACAAUAUUAAACCAAACACACACGUGCUGAAAUACACACACACAGGCACACACAGUCUCUGCAGACAUAAACAUGUGUCUGCUGCUGUGUGACCUCGCCGCCACAUGAUGAAUGACCAAAUCAGAAGUGUAAUGAAACGCUGCGCAUUCGCCGGCUGCUGCUUCCCCAUGUAUGCACAAUAUGUGUGCGCGAGUGUGUGUUUUCCUGCGUGUGUAAGUGUGUGUCUAUGAGCGCGUCUGAACACCCAGGACCUCAAUCAGGAUCACAGGUGACCCGGUGUCCUGCUGAGCCUCCUAAAUUUGACAAGAGCAGAUAAUUACCAGUGACGCCUCACAUCAUGCGGUGAGAAAGCAAGAGACGACGAAGAGGAAGAGGAGGAUGAUCUUGGAGCUUCACCUUUGUUUUCUCCCACUAUGUCGACCUUUCGCCCCCCAAACACCAUCCUGACCGCUCUUUAUUCUUCUUCUCUUACUUUGUACCUGAUGGAGGUUGAUCAUCACCUGAAGCUGGGUCUCAGUAGUUCUUUCACUUCCCCCUCAGCUCUUAUUUUAUAUGACGUAUGCUGCGUUAUGUAACCGUGAAGGUCCCACAGGAGCCUCCAAGAGAGCAGAUGGAAAGUGGGCAGGUGAGGAACUCGGGGAUUUAGACUGAAUGCACCUUGUACUCAUGAUGGAUCACCGCUAUUAUUUGUGCAGCAGUCGCAUUUAUUUACUUAUUCUAGAACCUUUGGGCAGGGCGGCUGGAUAUGCACAGCAAGCCAAACUUACAGUGAAACUGAGACUCACCUGAAACAAAUAGAUGCACGCUACUUCAUCUGAUAAAAACGGAUCAAAACUUUCCCUACAUUUUUCUUCAAUAUGGUCGUUUUUGAAGCUGCUGAUUGGUAUGUAAACCACGCCGCGCACCGAAAAGGAAGUCUUGCUGGAAGUUGUUCAUUGCUAACUAAAUCAGAAUGUCUGAAAAGUUCACCGUCACCACCAGAGGCUACACUACUGUCAGGCAAUAGCUGCUGGGUUCUGAGAUUAAUGCAGCUGCUAAUUGUUCCUUGCAGGUUCCCCCAAAUAGCAACCCAUACCUGUCAGUGUGACAAAUGCAUUUAAUCCACAAUGAAUGCUCGAAGGCGCAUACGAAUGAUGGGGGGUUGUAACAUCCUAUCGCAGCAAUCGAAUAGAGAGAAAUCUUAUAUUGUGUUUUGAUGACAAGGAUGUAUGUAGAGAUAGAUGUCAGGUACAUUUGUAAGUGUUAUUCCAAACAGUACUAGAGCAGUUUCUUAGAUUUCAAAGAUGGCCUAAAAUUGUGAUGCACAGCGAUCAAUCUUGCCAUCACUAUAGGUCAAAACAUGGCGAGUAGAGAGUAGGAGAUGAUAUGCAGCAAAGAAUCAUGGCUUGGAAUCAAACCAGAAACUGCCAUAAGGACUACAACCUCUGUAGAUAGAGUGCAACUUAACUCCUAGACAACCUAGACUGUGCACUCUUUGUUUUCUUCAGUGUCCAAGUCUCCCCAGUACACCUCUGAAAACAGCAUUUUUCUUAGAUAAACCUGUUGUUAAAUCUCCAUCCACACCAAUCUUUUCAUGAGCUGCCAUUGUUUACAGGCUUACAGUCGUCACAGUUACCUUAAAAGCGACUCGGACAACGCUGAUUGGUCCGAUCAUUCUUCAGCAGCAACCUGAUAUGUAGUUGCAGUUUGAACAUAGUUUCUUCAACCUCGGUCUCAAUCAUAAACCUCCUGGAUCUGGACAUCAUUUACCAUUCAUCAAAGUCAGUUUGUUUUUGACGGUUAAUCCUCCCGAUUUUUCGUUCGUUCGUUCAUUCUUUUACUGUCCACAAGUGGAAAUUUGUCUUUAGUCUCAUCGUGUACAAAAAACAGAUCAACAGCAACAAGGACAGCAGCAACAGACACAUAACAAAUACACAUAAAACAUCUUGGCAGCAAAAGAGGGAGGACAACAGUGGCAUGUACUGUACAUAACAGGCAGAUCUGAUGAGACAUAGGCCUACUAUCAUUCAGUGCCCUGAUGGCGUUAUGACUGAAUGAGUUUUUGAAGAGGUUACGAUUUGCCUUAGUUGAUAACAUCUGCCUGACUUAAGUAUAACGAAUUCACUGUACAGAGGGUGAGAAGGAUCAUUUACUAUCUUAAAAGCUUUUUUCCUAAUCACUUCCAUAAGUCCCUUAAACUUGGAAUAUCACAUGUCCAACACCAAAAAUCGUAUCCCUCAACAGAAGUGUCUGUUUACAGAGAUGACAUGUAGCUUCACUAGACAGAGCUCAGGAUUUUCACUCGAAGCAGAAACAGAAAUGGAUUGACGCUUGUCACGGCAGGUGUGAUUCCCUCAAGGCAAACUUUUGACUCAUAAGUCAAUACACUGUCCGGAUGCUCAGCCCUCAAACUGGUCAUGUUGUGAGAAAAUAAGAAAGACAUGCAUUUUGGGGGAUUCUGACGGUUAUUUUACACCUGUACUCUCACAAAACCGAAGCCAAAGCAAAUCGCUGUCUCUUGGUUUUACAAAGUUGUACGUUAAAAUCUAAUUUACACGUCUUUCUUUAAAAUAAAAUGUUCUUUCACAUAAUGAGUAAAAGAAAAGACAGAAGAUAAUAACUAUCCAACCAAUAUAAAAUGUAUGAAUAUUUCAGGAGCAUAAAUUUUUCACAUAGUUAACUCAUUUCCUAAAAUGUUUCCUCUCAAAGCUAUCAUGGGUUUCCAUAUGAUCUUGUGUGUCUCUGUGUAUUCUCACAGGCAUUCUCAGGUACCAGACUCAAAAAACAGAUUGAAGAAUGUGAAUCUAAAAAAAAGCUAAUGAGGAACUGCAAAAAAACUGCAGUUCCUUGAGUGUCCACUUGAGGCAUGCUCUAAAGGCCCAACAAAUCAAUUGUCAACAGAUCUGGCAGUCAAUCAUCUUUUUAAAAUCAAAUUACUUAUGAAAACUGAAGGUCUCAGAUAAAUAAACAUGAAAGACAUGAAGGCAUGUUCGCCUCAUACCAUCUCUUAUAAUGGAGGAGGCGGGGUUUAGGACUGCAGCCAGUCAGAGAGGGGAGCCCUGAAUCUUUUGGCUUCACGGUCAGUGAACACCUACGGCGCACAUUUUAAUUUCAAUUCUAUACUCUCGACUUUUACCAGUAGGGCGUGAAACCAAUGAAACCUGUGACUGAGUAGAAAUGGGACCAAGACCGAGUCUCCAGAUUGAGUCCAUACAGCCAUGAGGAUUCUCCUGUGAGGUGCCUAAGCCACCGUGGAUAACUGGACCACAAACCUCCUACUUUGACUGACACUCAGGUUUCAGACUGUUAGCAGAAACCUCUUUCACUUCUAAUUUGGACUUCAGAUGUCUUAUUUUUUUGGAAAGUCUUGGACAUCCAAACCAAUAUUGCUUAUCUUAUAAACUUGAAAUGUGAGUGAGAAGUGAGGUAAUUUGAUAAAUUUAGGAUGUCAGGUGUAAAUAAAAUUUUACCAUCAAUGUCAGCUUUGCCCGAGGGUCAAGUAUUCAACGAACCAACCAGCGUCUCUCUCCAUCAGACGCCAAAAUAUGCACAAACAUGCACAUGUAUAGUACACGUAUGCACACACACACACACACACACACAAGCGCACACACAGAUUUAUGCACUCCCACGCAUACAAUCUUUGUCCCAUGAGGAAUGGUAUUAAUAUCUCGCUGGCUUUAAAAUGUCAGAGAGUCUCAAACAAUGCGCACAAAGACCCAAUUUAUUUAUGGAUCUGACACCUCUCAUGUCUUCCUGCUCUUUUUUUGUUGCAGCUAUUUUUUGCUUUCAAAGUGUGUCUUAAGAAGGACGAAGAGGAGGAGGAGGAGGGGGAGGAAGAGGAGGAGAGAUGGGGGAUAGAGAUGAACUUGACAGACUGACCGAGCGCUGGGAAAAGGUGUGUGUGCCGGCAGCUCAAGAGAUCAGCCUCCUAAGCCCCGAGGAGUUGGUUUUUUAACCCACAGUUGAGGUAAAAUGUCCCUCAGGAUUAUUCCUACGUUUCUGACACAUGGCCGUGAUCAAAGAGUUGCAUCAGGAGAUAAAAAUAUCACAAAUGUGGGCUAAUCACAAAUUUGCAUUCAGCCCUGAUGGCAGCUUUUCUAAUAUAAGCCGAUAGAGUUUAUUUACUUUUCCUUCAGUCCACUGCUUUUGUCUUUUCAUUUCCAAUCUCCGUCCUCCUCUCUUAGUAUUCACCUCCACAGCCACACACAGCAGUCCAAUCAUCUGAGCUGUUUACUCAUUGAGUGAUGAUUGCCUGUUUAAACAUCUGUCCACACUCAUGUAUACAGCGACACACACACACACACACACACACACACACACACACACACACACACACACACACACACAGCUGAAUGCCUGAUAAUAUCUCAAAAGCAUGACUGUCUACCUGGUUUGCUGUUGUACAAAAAUUAUACAACAGAUUUUUCUUGGUGAGUGUUUGAUUCCAAAAGGAAACUUUAAGUUUUCAUACAUGGAAAUCGUGUUUGUUUUUUGUUUAGAGACGCAAGGGAUGCAGUAAACAGUCACCAUGACAACAGUAAACGCUUGAAAACCAAGUCAAAAUCAUUACUUCAUGGAAAUUCAGUCAGACUGGGGAGCUAAGGCAGAAGAACUACCACAUCUGUGGUGCUAAAUUAUUGAUAUGAUGAUUAUUACUUCAAGGAAAUGAUAAAGAAAUGAUCAUAAAUGUUCUUCCAUGAGCUGCGUCACCCCACAGCAGUCCUUUAUGGACUGGCCUGAGGUCUCGCUACAUACAAACGGCUG
Molecule: messenger RNA, 25218 nt
Organism: Xyrichtys novacula (pearly razorfish)
Lineage: Eukaryota; Metazoa; Chordata; Actinopteri; Labriformes; Labridae
Source: the annotation of a GenBank genome assembly